AUGAACAUGUUGGCAUUGAUAAGUUUUGUUGGUCUCAUCGCACUGAGCUUUGGAUCGAAAUGUUGUUCUCCUCCACAAUGGGACCGAGGCGAGCAUAUAGAAGGGGUAGAGGUAGUCAACGGAACGAUGUCUCUUUUCCAGGGAACAGCGCGGACAGCAUAUGAUGCAAAGAAUCACAAGUUUAUGACUAAAUUCACAAUGAUGAGAGGCAAGAAACUAGAGAAGAAGCACAUUUUGAAUGACUACUCAGCCGGGAUGAAAUAUUCCGUGACAGAUGGUGUGUGUACGAAAUCACAGCUAUCAGGACCCUUCCCCGAGGCUUGUGUUCCAGAUGACGCCUCGGUUGGUUUUCCAAUGUAUUUUGGAGUCGGUGAUAAUAAGAUCGAAGUAACAAACUACGUACUGGUCAGUCCCAACAGGGUGACGUCAUUACUGGUCUCAGAGAAGUGUGUUCCCUUCUCUAAUUCCACGACGAGCACAGAAGGAGAAACUCCGUUUUCUGUUUCUAUUGGAUAUAAUGGGACAACACUUGGUAUUUCUGACCCCUCCGUCUUCGAUAUUCCUCCUGAAUGUUCUCAUGAUGACCACACCGUCACAGAUAAACCAGCAAGGACGAAUUCUCAAGUAUGCUGUUUCCCUAAACAGUCAGAGUCACCAGGUGGUCUGGUGGGUUUGGUAGAUGUGAACGGCAAAACGAUGAUGCAACAGACUACAAUAAUGAUGUCAAAUGACGCCAUCAACAAAAAGACUGUUUCAAGAACAAAUACUACAGUUGGAAACUAUUCGACAACUUACUCAAUAGAGCUGAAGGAUUACGCUGAGGGAAUGAUGUACGAAGUGAAAAAUGGUGUUUGUACAAAAACUCCUUUGAGAGGACCUUUCCCAGACAUGUGCACGCCAGCUGACGCCACAUUUAAGCCUGUCCUCUUGGGCACUGGUAACAGUACAUUGACAGGAAGAAUGUAUAACUACAUGAUCGCUGGUGUAAGCAUGACAAUAUUCAUGACAGAGGAUUGUGUCCCUAUAUCCGAGAUGCUGAGUGGACACGCUGGACCAACAGAUUAUUGGUAUACUGUGGGAUAUUCUGCGAUGACCCUUGGUAUUAAAGACCCGUCUGUAUUUGACGUACCUGCCAGCUGCAGACAAUUGGUCAGUCACCCGGACCCAGUCGUGCAGGUCGGGUAGUCAGUGUACCUCAUAAAACCACUCAACAGUCAUUCCAAAAGUCAAAUCCAUCGUCAUUCCGAAACUUAACUCCAACUUCAUUCCAAAAGUAAAA
Ylistrum balloti is the source of this 1279-nucleotide messenger RNA. RefSeq lists its product as uncharacterized. The coding region runs from base 1 to 1185 and encodes 394 amino acids. The transcript has 11 exons. The record is from RefSeq and is a predicted model, not a curated record. NCBI's taxonomy places the organism in Eukaryota, Metazoa, Mollusca, Bivalvia, Pectinida, Pectinidae. Gene Ontology annotation, cellular component: lysosome; extracellular region. Gene Ontology annotation, biological process: cell-matrix adhesion. Gene Ontology annotation, molecular function: calcium ion binding.